AUGUCUUCCCGUCCUCAAAAUGUGGGCAUCAAGGCCCUGGAAAUUUACUUUCCUGCGCAGUUCGUUAACCAGACAGAACUUGAGAAGUUUAUGAAUGUUGGUGCGGGGAAGUUUACCGUUGGACUCGGCCAAACGAACAUGAGCUUUUGUGACGAUCGCGAAGACAUUUACUCCCUGGCUCUUACAACUGUCUCAUCGUUGCUCCGAAAAUACAGCAUCCAUCCCAAGUCAAUUGGCCGGCUGGAGGUCGGCACCGAGUCCAUGCUUGACAAGUCUAAGUCCUGCAAAACGGUUCUCAUGCAGCUUUUUGAGAAACAUGGGAAUUUUGAAAUCGACGGGGUUGAUACCUACAACGCAUGCUACGGAGGCACCAAUGCCCUUUUCAACGCCGUUAAUUGGAUCGAAUCAAGUGCGUGGGACGGCCGCGAUGCCAUUGUCAUUGCUGGAGACAUCGCAACCUAUGGCAACGCUGCAGCCCGCCCAACCGGCGGCGCAGGCUGUGUCGCCAUGCUCGUUGGUCCCAAUGCGCCGUUGGCAAUUGAGCCCGGGGUUCGUGGCCUGUUCAUGAAGCACACAUACGACUUCUACAAGGCUCAGAUGACCUCGGAGUAUCCUCUGGUUGACGGACAGUUUUCCAUCCAGUGCUACACGGAAGCCGUCGAUGCCUGCUACAACAACUACCAGGCCAGACGUGCUAGGCUGGCAGGAGGAAUCAACGGGAUGCACAGCCGCCUCUUCAUCGACAGUUUCGACUACCUCGUGUUCCAUGCGCCAACUUGCAAGCUGGUAGCCAAAUCGUAUGCCCGUAUGCUGUACAACGACUUCCUGGCCAACCCAAAUCACCCCGAAUUCGAAAGUGUGCCAGCGCAUCUCCGGAAGAUGGACUACCAAAGGUUUGCCGAGAGAGUUGAACCCGGCCUCCUCGCGGCGACUCAGUGCGGAAACAUGUACACAGCCAGUGUGUAUGCAUCGCUUGUCAGUCUCGUCAGUAAUGUCGGCAGUGAGCAGCUGCAAGGCAGGAGGAUUGCUGUUUUCAGCUACGGCAGUGGACUUGCCAGCGCCCUCUUCAGCCUCCGCGUUCAGGGUGAUAUCAACGAGAUGGCGACCAAGCUGGAACUGAAACACCGCCUGGAGACGCGUGUGGCAAAGUCUCCUGAGGAAUACGACGAGGCGUACAAACUCAGGGAGCGGGCGUACCAGCGCAACAACUACACUGCCACUGGUGACAUCAGCCUCCUAGCCAAGGGGACCUAUCACUUGGUGCACGUUGACGACAUGUUCCGCCGCACGUAUGAAAUAAAGGCAUAG
This is a messenger RNA of Lasiodiplodia theobromae, 1308 nucleotides long. Its product is annotated as Hydroxymethylglutaryl-CoA synthase. Gene Ontology annotation, molecular function: hydroxymethylglutaryl-CoA synthase activity. Lineage: Eukaryota; Fungi; Ascomycota; Dothideomycetes; Botryosphaeriales; Botryosphaeriaceae. The transcript is spliced from 5 exons. Gene Ontology annotation, biological process: acetyl-CoA metabolic process; ergosterol biosynthetic process. The coding region runs from base 1 to 1308 and encodes 435 amino acids. The record is from RefSeq and is a predicted model, not a curated record.